AAUCAAGCGCACACGACAAUCCACUUGUCUCUAAACGUGACGUAUUUCCUGGAAAAAGGAGGUUUGGGGCAGUUUGUUGUCAUCUUCAUCCAAUAGUGAACCGCUACACCGUAUCGGCACGGAGUCUUAUUUUCACCCGUAAUUUGUGGUUUCAUAAUAUUUAUACUCGCUUAACACAUCCGACAGAAAAAGAAAUAAAAAACAAGUCAUUGUGUUGCAUGAAAGCUUUUAUCAACCCGAAAGCGACGGUUGAAGUUAAUUCUUAAAAUAUAUAACCAUGGUGCCGUUAAGUUGCGAAUGACAAGCAAGAAGGGAGUUUAAUUGACUUCUUGGGGGAGAAUGGGUGCGUGCGGGUAGCAUUAAAAAUAAUUUCCCGACGCAAGUGAAGGGAAUGAAUGUAAAGUUGGGUAGUUAGCGCACGGAAGAAAGAAAGACGGAGGGGAGUCUCCGCUUGGAGAGCGAGGAGGCGGAGGAGAAGAAGAGGACGGUGAGGGAAGCAUGACGGCUCGAUCCUUAUGGAUGUUCUCUGACUUUCUGAGGCCACUGCUCUACUUUGCUGCUGUAAGGUAGAGCAGCCCAACUCUGCCUGGGAAGCAGCAUCAGACCCACGCACAGACCCCCCCCCGUGAAGAGUUCUCCUUUUAAUGGAUGCCUGGGUGGGUCUGCCGAUUGUAUGGACAGGUCUUGUCCUGCUGACAGUCGAGUUGAAGUGGAUUGAUGCUGCCGAGAUCUUCACCAACACCUGGGCUGUCCAGAUCAAUGGUGGUCCUGGGGAGGCUGACCGCAUCGCCAGGGAGCACGGUUUCAUCAACCAAGGCAAUGUUUUUGGAGAUUAUUAUCACUUCAGGCACCAUGCCGUGGAGAAGAGGGCAUUGUCAGGCCACAAGGGAAUGAACAUCAGAUUGCAAAAAGAACCACAGGUCCUGUGGGCGCAACAGCAAGUGGUGAAAAGAAGAAAGAAGAGGGACAUCUUUGAAGACCCCACAGACCCAGAUUUCCCCAAGCAGUGGUACCUGUCCAAUCCAACACAUCAAGACUUGAAUACGAAAGCAGCCUGGGCUCAAGGCUACACUGGGAGAGGUGUAGUGGUGACCAUUUUGGAUGAUGGUAUUGAAAAGGACCAUCCUGACCUCAUCAGCAAUUAUGACCCUGAGGCAAGCUACGAUGUUAAUGACGGAGAUGCUGACCCCCAACCGAGAUACACACAGCGAAAUGAGAAUAGACAUGGGACACGGUGCGCAGGGGAAGUUGCAGCUGUAGCAAACAACGGAAUUUGUGGUACAGGCGUGGCCUAUAACGCAAAAAUUGGAGGAGUUCGUAUGUUGGAUGGGGAGGUGACAGACGUGGUGGAGGCUCACUCUCUAAGCCUUAACCCUCAGCACAUCCACAUUUACAGUGCCAGCUGGGGCCCGGAGGAUGACGGCAAGUCACUGGAUGGCCCCGCCAAACUGGCCAAGGAAGCUUUUCUUCAAGGAAUAACCAAGGGACGCGGCGGACUGGGCUCCAUCUUCGUCUGGGCCUCGGGCAACGGUGGCCGGGAACAGGACAGCUGCAACUGUGACGGCUACACCAACAGCAUUUACACGCUGUCCAUCAGCAGCACCACAGAGUCGGGCAACGUGCCGUGGUACAGUGAGCCCUGCUCCUCCACCCUGGCUACCACCUUCAGCUCUGGGAAUCCAGGGGAGAAACAAAUAGUGACCACAGACCUGAGGCAGAAAUGCACUGACUCUCACACGGGGACGUCGGCCUCAGCCCCACUGGCUGCUGGGAUCAUCGCUCUGGCUCUGGAAGCAAAUAUGAACCUAACCUGGAGGGACAUGCAGCACCUGGUGGUGAGGACGUCCUUGCCCGGACACCUUAUCGCCGGAGACUGGAAGACCAAUGGAGUGGGACGCAUUGUGAGUCACUCGUAUGGCUAUGGUCUCCUAGAUGCAGGUGCUAUGGUGAAUUUAGCACAAAACUGGACGACAGUGGGACCACAGCACCAGUGUGUUCUGACGAUGCUCACUGGACCAAGAGACAUCGGAAACAAGCUGGCGUUCAGCAAGAGCGUGGACGCCUGCUGGGGACGACCCGAGUAUGUCCGAUCGCUGGAGCACGCUCAGGCUCGCCUCACUCUCUCCCACAACCAGAGAGGAAAAUUGGCCAUUCACCUCAUCAGCCCGCUGGGCACACGUUCCACCCUGCUGUUCCCGAGGCCCAAUGACCAUUCUUCAGAGGGGUUCAACGACUGGGCCUUUAUGACCACCCAUUCGUGGGAUGAGGACCCACAAGGAGAGUGGACCCUAGAAAUAGAAAACGUUGCAGCUAAUGGACGCGACUACGGUGUGCUGAGUCAGUUCACCCUCACCCUGUGGGGCACCGGACCCAGCGUUGUUAACCCCUCCUCCCCCGACUUCCCACGACCUUCCAACAACAGCUGCAAGACAUUUGAUGCCCAGCAGAUCUGUAUCGAGUGCAGCCCGGGCUUCUCCCUCUUCCUCCAGGGCUGUGUGAAGUUCUGCCCGCCGGGCUUCACGUCGGGCCCGCAGCUCCUCAACCUGUCCCUGGAGAACUGGGUGGACCUGUCCUCCGUGCAGGCCUGCCUGCCCUGCCACCCCUCCUGCCUCACCUGCUCAGGCGCCGGACCCACGGACUGCCUUUCCUGUCCGGCUCACAGCCACCUGGUCCUCGCCUCCUGUCUGCACCAGAAUCAGGUCCAGAGGAAAUCCCCUCUCGCAGGAGGACUGCAGGGCGAGGAGGCUGAGGCGGAGGCGGAGAGACCACCGGCAGCAGCGGGAGCGGACAACAACGGCGGGGAAGCUGAGAAAGCGCCUGGGCCCGGUGCGGCCGCGCCCUCCCAGCUUCCCGUCAUCGUGGCAGUUCUCAGCUGUGCCUUCAUCCUGGCUGCCUUCGCCGGGGUCUUCUUCUUGCUCCAGGUGCGCUCGGGCGACGCCUCUCUGUCCUGGAGGACCAAGCUGCCCUCUGUGUUUUCAGACAGCAGCGGGAGGACGCGGCUGGGCUUUGGUUUGGGCUUCCAGCGAGGGCGGGAGAGGAAAGCUCGGAUAUGCUACAAGGGAAUCCCCACCGUGUGGGCGGACGAGGACACGAUCGCCUACGGGUCUGAAUCAGACAGCGAGGAGGUGGACGGUCACAGCGAGAGGACAGCUUUCAUAAGGACGCAGAGCUUGAUGUAGCUGGAUCCGUUUCAGUCGCCGCGGCGAUGUGGAGGGUGUCGGAUCUGACUGUGCAGAGGUGAUGCACGGAGAGAAAAAUCACAAACACAGGCCUUACUGUCCCAUCAGCAUCCAACCCUGAGGCGUUUUGUCUUUGUUUUAUAAUUUCAAAUGACUUCACGCACUGCAAAAACAGAACUAAAAAUAAGUAAAAUUUUCUUA
Fundulus heteroclitus (mummichog) is the source of this 3380-nucleotide messenger RNA. RefSeq names its product furin (paired basic amino acid cleaving enzyme) b (gene furinb). NCBI's taxonomy places the organism in Eukaryota, Metazoa, Chordata, Actinopteri, Cyprinodontiformes, Fundulidae. The record is from RefSeq and is a predicted model, not a curated record. The transcript is spliced from 16 exons. Gene Ontology annotation, molecular function: serine-type endopeptidase activity. Gene Ontology annotation, biological process: peptide hormone processing. The coding region runs from base 645 to 3179 and encodes 844 amino acids. Gene Ontology annotation, cellular component: Golgi membrane; trans-Golgi network.